This is a messenger RNA of Coccomyxa subellipsoidea C-169, 2593 nucleotides long. RefSeq lists its product as hypothetical. The record is from RefSeq and is a predicted model, not a curated record. Lineage: Eukaryota; Viridiplantae; Chlorophyta; Trebouxiophyceae; Coccomyxaceae. The transcript has 8 exons. Bases 126 to 1559 code for a protein of 477 amino acids.
GACAGGAGCACCCUCACGCGCACACCUCCUGCUGAAGCACCCAGUCUCCCGGGGUCUCUGGUGCGCCUGCGGCUGUCGCUACUUGUCUCAGGCUCUCCGAGGGCCACGCGAAUCCAAGCAUAUCAAUGCUCGUGAGAAGAACCACCAAGGCCUCCAAUCCUCCCAACCCCUCCAAGUUGACGACGACGCCGCUGGAUAGGGAACCUGCACUCAAGCGCGCGCCCGUACCGUUACUGCCAGUGGUUCUACUUAUAUGCUGUGGAGUGGCCGCAUCUCGGCUGCUGCCAGGCACCGCUCCUGGUGGCUUGCUGACCUCCACGCCCGCGGACAUCUUGCCUCGUCCGUCGCCCGUCGAGCUCUCGCUUGCGGAGCAAAGUUCGAGCCUCGCUGCCGGUGGCACACUGCAGCCAGAGCUGCAGAGCUUGCUGCAGGGAGAUCUGCGAUGCCGGAGCUGGUGCCUCGACAGGGCGGAUCCUUCGGCGUCCCCCCGCAGCCGUCCCCCGCAGAUCGACACCUGCUUCGCCCGGUGCCUGGCGCAUCCUGAAGUGAUGGGCUUCCUGCCCGCAUUGGAGGCUUCCGGCGCCCUCCCAGAACCCUCCGGCCGCAAAGUGCUCUUUGCAGCGUGGUAUGCAGAGGGCGAGCGCGGAGCAGAGGGCCAUGACAAGGACCAGCUGUCCAAGCCGGACACCAGUUUCAUCUCAACGCUGCGCCGGUCUCACCCGGGGUGCACAGUUGCAGUGCUGACUGAUCAGGCCACGCAGAUCGAUUUGCCAGCUGAUGUGCGCCUGUUCAGGUUCACAAUUGAUCGCUCCAAGCUUGGCCGCAACCCCUACGCCAACUACUACCAGUACCUCGCCCAGAUUGCAUUUAUGAAGCAGCUGGCGGCAGAGGGCCUGGAGCAUUCCACUGACGUUGUCUUCCUGGACAUGGAUGCACUCGUGGUUGACUCCAUUGCAGAGGUCUUUGGCCAGGGCGCGCAGUUUGACUACGGGCUGACGCUAUCGGACGCCACGGACAUGCCGGUAAACAUCGGCAUCCAGUUUGUGCCGCGCGGCCGCUACGGCAGCGCCAUUGCCUUCCUGCAGGACGUCAUUGCCAUCUACCCCUUCAACUCCACCUUCACUGCCGGCCAGGAGGCUCUGACGGACCUGCUGGGCUUCAAGGAUGAUCCGGAGGAGGUGCUUUCUCGCGUUAACAUCAGCGUGCAGGAGGGACGCACCUGCCAGCAGGUUGGCGGCAGGACGGUGUGCCUGUUCACGUGCAUGCGCUACAACUACUGCCACGUGGACCAAAGCUGCUGCACCGACCCGGCCCGCCUGCCAGUUUCUCUUACCUCAUUUGACGACCUGGCAGCCGCCCGCGUCAAGGUGCUGCACUUUGUGGGCCACAGGAAGAAAGCACUGCCACUGGUGCACAGGGCCUUCAUGGCUGGAGGGGCCGAGGGCGCCUACAAGGCACUGUCCAUACUGCCGCAUGCGCUGUCAGACUAUGACAAAAUCGACCUGGCUGCCCUCGAAAAGACCCUGCUCGGCCCCUCACAGCCGCUGGCCGAUCUUUGACGGUCCUUGGGGAUGACUCGCUGCUGCUUUGAAUGCAUGUACCCCAAAGCCUGAGAUUGCCAAGGGUCUCAGUAACUACAAUGCGUAUCUGAAUGAGGAAAGCAAUGCCCUGACUGAGGGUAAGGCAGUAGGGGAUUCAGUGGAAAAGGGCGACGCCAAGAUAGGGAAUGAAGUGCCGAUGCCUUGGUAAGACAAGGCGAAUGAUGUAGUAGUUGUUGGGUAUGCUUCAAUACACGAUAGUGCAUGUUUGCAGAACAAUGGCUUUGAGGAGCUUGUCGCCUCCAAAGGAGCUUGCUGCGGCUGCUUCUGAGUCAGAAGCAGCCAAUAUCGGGAGCCCCAAAGAUUCUUUUAGUUUGCGGGGCUGCGCCCUAACUUUUGCUGACUGCUUGCGUUUGACUUACACUGCGCGCACUGCAUUCUCCACUUAUUUAUUUCCAUCCCAAAAGCUAGGCACUAAUUGCUCUGUGCAGGCUUUAUUGCUGCUCUAUGUUUUGCACUUUGACAGAGCCCCUGUGCGGCGAUAUGCCAUUUACUGUUUGUGGUAGGGGUCUUCAGGUUUAGUGUGUGAGGAACUGUUCAUGGGGCGGAGAAGCAGUCAAAGACUGGAGAGGGACAGCCGGUCAUUAGAUGCAUGCAUCCGGUGGCUGGCAUGUCAGUGUCUUUGAAUUUGCCUGCACGGUCAGGAUAGGACGAGUCCAUUCAUUCGCUUGGCAGUGUGCAGCCAAGCUGAACGAGAGGUACAUGCAAACACUGGAAAUCAAUGUUAGACUCUGCGAUUUGAGGACCAAGCUGCUUUGGAUUGGCAGAGAUAUUGGAUUGAGAGGAUCGUUUCUAAGCAAGGCAGAACUUCCUAACUGCCCUGUGGCACUGCAUGGAAGAAAACGGGCUGCAGUGACCGCAUGUUUCCCAUGACCAAGCGGCUAAUGGGAGCAUGCAUGAUCAGUGGCUCACUGUGCUUCUCGUUGUCAGGACUUGUAGGUACCAUUUUUCUGGCCCUGUUUAGACUGUACUACUUGUAAUCAAGAAUUACAACG